Molecule: messenger RNA, 649 nt
Organism: Prorocentrum cordatum
Lineage: Eukaryota; Dinophyceae; Prorocentrales; Prorocentraceae
Source: the annotation of a GenBank genome assembly
AGAGCUGUUUUCAGCUACGAACGCGCGAUUUCCCGCGGCCACGGCCGCGACGACCCCGCCGCCGGCCAGCGCGCACCGCAAGGGCCGAGUGAUGCCGCGCCGCCGCGCACGCGGAGCCGCCAGCAGCACUUCGGAGGGCUCUGGCAGCAGCACCGACUCCGCCGCGCCCCUGCCGCCGCCGGGGAUCGAGAUUUGCACGGGACGCCCAGCAGGUGCGGAUGCUCUUCCCUGGGCGCGCCAGGACGACGAGGACGAAAAGCAGCGGCAGCCUGCCUUGUUCCAUAAGACGAAGAUGUGCAAGUUCAACCAGCUCGGCAUGUGCACACGCGGGGAGAUGUGCCGCUUCGCGCACGGAAAGCAUGACAUGAACCAAUUGCCGGACCUCUCCCGGACGAAGUUGUGCAAGGCUCUGGCCCAGGGCGCGGCCGCAGUGUUGCUUAUGCUCCAUUCCGCCUCGCUCUCUCCUGCCUGCCUCUCGCCAUCCCCCUUCUCCCAUCUCCCUCGCCCCUCUGUCGUCCUCCCCUCUUGCGCCUCCUCCUUGGGAAGAGGUGCAUUACCAUUGCUGCACGCCGACGCCACGCCUGCCAGCCUCACGGUGUUUUAUGCCUGUGAUGGGCCCCUGCAGGCCCUGCAGUGAUUUGAAAGAGGA